UUGCUCAUUAUUAUUGUGCCGUGCAAAGUCAGCCAAUCAAUGACUAUGUUUGGUAUAAUUGUUGUGGUUCGCUUCAUCGUAGUGUAGUCGACUAGUCCAUGGCCAAAGGUUUCCAUUUUGUGCAGUAUUCAAUAUAAACACGUUGAGCUCAACGAUGGUGACGAUCGUCUAGAGUUAGCUUCAUGUACUAUUCCAAGUAGCAGCAAUUCCUCUGAUACAAUUAGAUAGAUCAUCAUGCUGAACAUUCACUCUCGCUUGAAGACAUCAUGCCUGAAUUUUAUGAAGGAAGGUAUUCCACCUCUGCGCAAAGUGGAGGAAGAAACUUUGAGGCAACUGCUCAAGGUAAAGAGACAAUCUGGCGAGUUCAGAGUGGUGGCCGACCCAAUUGAGCAGCGGUUCAAUCUUCAGCCAAAAAAGCAUGGCAGCUGUACUGUACAGGAUAAGCUGGCAGCUCACUUGCAAUCACUGGACUACUUGAACUGCUCCGAUAUGGUGGUCACCAGGAGGAAGCCGCUGGCGUGCCGACUGGGCAAAGAGUUCCUCAGUAGCCAGAUCCAGGAUGUGGCGAUUAAUGGCCUGCGCAUGCAGCCGCUGGCGCAGGGUGCUCGGCGGCGAGUCGUGGUGGACUUCUCCUCGCCCAACAUUGCCAAGGAGCUGCACGUGGGCCACCUGCGCUCCACCGUCAUUGGCGACAGUCUCGCGCACAUUCUCGAGUUCUGCGGUCACGAUGUGCUGCGGCAAAAUCAUGUGGGGGACUGGGGAACGCAAUUCGGAAUGCUCAUCACUCUUCUGCUGGAGAAACACCCGGAGCUUCGUGACUGUGAUAGCGCGUCGAAACUGAACAUCACACUGCAAGAGCUGCAGAGUAACUACCAGGCUGCGAAGGAACGCUUCGAUUCGUGCGAGCAGUUCAAGAAGGACUCCCUGGCUGCCGUGGUGCGUCUGCAGGACAAGCAGCAGCUGGAGCUGCACCUGUGGAACAAGAUCUGCGACGUGUCUCGCGACGCUUACAAUGAUAUCUACCGGCGGCUAGGCGUGUCGACCACGGAACGAGGGGAGUCGUUCUACGCUCCGUUCAUUCCAGACAUGCUCAAGCACUUGGAAAGUCAAGGGGCCAUAACCGCGGACGACUUUGGCCGUCGCAUCGUUCUCUUGCCGGGCUUCAAGGUGCCUCUGAUCCUGGUGAAGUCUGACGGCGGGUACACGUACGCGGCCACCGACAUGGCGGCGAUCUGGCAUCGCAUCAACGUCGUCAAGGCAGACUGGCUGGUCUAUGUUGUAGACAGUGGACAGUCGCUGCACUUCAAGUCGAUCUUUGCCGCGGCGCGCCGGUUUGGCAUCUGUCCGGACACAGUUCGCCUGGACCACGUGGCGUUUGGCCUUGUCACGGGAGCGGACGGGAAACGCAUCAAGACUCGAUCUGGUGACAGCGUAAAGCUGGCGGAGCUGCUGGAUGAAGCACAGCAGCGAGCAUACGCCGUCAUCGCUGAUCGGACAGACUUUCCGAGCGAGGAAGCCAAGCUGUCGGUGCGUGAUUCCAUUGCGUACGCCUGCAUUCGCUAUGCCGAUCUUCGUCUGCCGUCGAAUUUAAAUUAUGCCUUCGAUUUUGAUUCUAUGUUGGAUAUGCACGGUGACACUGCCGUCUAUAUGAUGUACAUGUUAGCCAGACUAAGGAGUAUCAACUUGAAGGUGAACAUGACUGACGAGGAGGUUGCCGCGGAAGCAAGCAAACAAGCACCAGACCUGGAGCACCCACUGGAGCAGGAGCUGGCAUCGGUCAUCCUAGGCUUUCCCCACAUGAUGGAGGAGCAGGUUUCGUUGAAGCUGGCGCCGCACCACAUCUGCAUGUACCUGGGCGAGCUGUCGCGCGCCUUCACCGCCUUCUACAUGCAGUGCUACGUGGUAGACUCCGACCCGGCCACCAAGGAGGUGCUGCGAGUGCACAUGAGCCGCGUGGUGCUCUGCAAGGCUGCCGGCGACACCAUGCGCAAGUGCCUGGCGCUGCUUGGCGUGCGGCCGCAGCAGGGCCGCAUGUGAACAACAGGGCAUGGUGACGAUGGCAAGCAACGACACAUGUUGAGUCCGACGAACCCCUGGCCGCAUGUGAAGAAGAAAGGACAGGGCGCAUAUGGUACGGCAGACAAGCCCUGCUGUAUAACCCAUGCUCGUUGGCACGGUUUGCUGCUCAGGCGGACCGAGAGUGCUGUAAACAUCAUCACAUGUCUGCAAUUUGCUUUACUGCUUCCCAAUCCAUACCCCACAUGUGUGUGUGUGUGUGAGUGUGUAGAACAGCACCCCCAUAUUGGGGUUUGCUACAUCAAUUCCACAUCACGUGACUACCCCAGGCAGUCACCCAAGACUUUAUAAGUCAUCUCGUUUGAAACGCACGGCGCUGCCAGUCUGGAUUCUGAGCACGGGCCAACUGCAGCACGGGAUUGGAGAGCUGGACUCGCAAUGCAACCAUUGUUCGCUGCGUUCCGCACAAGAUGAUGCGAGAGGAGCAGGGCGUGCAACUACGUGAGAAUCACACCUAGGGUGGACUACAGGCAUGCUCCUGCCUACGCCAUCAUGUGUGUCUUCUUUUCGGAUUUAAAUAGCAGAUAUUUAUCUCUUGGCGUUCUGGGUGGUGUUGCGCAUGCCUAGCCUACAUGUACACACGCAUCAUGGCGUACUCGGCUACUGUCAUUCGUCAUGCUGUUUCUGUGUAUGUAGACGAAUGCGUGCUCUGUGCUCGUGCUGCCCAUCGGCUUCUCCACUGCUGCGCACGUGCCGACCCAGACUUGCAGAACGUCUGUGACCUGUAUCACAUGAUUCACAUCGCAUGAGACUCUGCCAUCGCCGAUCCAUGGUGGAGAGUCUGCACGUCAUUGCUGCACCCACUUGGGGUUUGUGUAGGCCCACACUUGGACAAACAGCCCACUUCUUGAGAAUUGGUUGUGCUUCCCUUCCUGCACCAAAAUAAUUGUGAUCAUCGUGCUUAAUAAUUAUAUGAAGCUGAUAUCAAAAUAAUAGAUUGCCUACAAAAUGCUUUGAAGUACAUGCACUUAGUAGUGUGAAGGGCAUCCUUAUCUUGUAUGCUUGUAUUAUUUCAUUGAGCAGCGCUGCAGGCCUACUACUACUUACUACACUAUGUCUGCCACUGCUACUACCGGUAGUAGUACUAGUAGGUUCCAACAUUAAUAGCAAGGCACUUUGGGACCGAGUCGUGAAUGGUUUUUAAAAUUAUUUCAAAGUCAUACACCACACAUCCAGCAGCUUUGAAGUCUCUGCCGCAGUGUUUGAAUUAAAAAAAUGCCUGAA
Molecule: messenger RNA, 3300 nt
Organism: Sycon ciliatum
Lineage: Eukaryota; Metazoa; Porifera; Calcarea; Leucosolenida; Sycettidae
Product: arginine--tRNA ligase, cytoplasmic-like
Exons: 13
Coding region: 235-2037 (600 amino acids)
Biological process (GO): arginyl-tRNA aminoacylation
Molecular function (GO): arginine-tRNA ligase activity; ATP binding
Source: RefSeq, a predicted model, not a curated record